GGCAGAGUUCAGUCUUUGUUUGACUGUCUCGGAAUGUGUAGCUGACAGCAGCGGGUAUUCCUCUCCCUUUCGGUUACCGCCACUUUCACAGUCUGUCGACUUACGCAACAGCAGAGAGGAGAGAGCUGCGGAAUGUCUGCGCUUCUUUUUUUUCUCACUUCGGGGAGCGAAGGAGGGGGGGCGCGUGUGAGGAGGCGAGAGGGAAACCCAUGACUUCCUUGUUUUUCCUCGGUUUCUGAUACUAAGUGCAGGGACUUAAGACUAUAAAAGCCACAAUGGUUCUCACUGCAGACAGUCGCCACUUUCACCCCGAGACCUGGACUAAGCUUUGGCCCGACAAAAGGACUUUCUUUUGGAGAAAAACUGACAAACACCCGGAGCUAUACAACUUCCACAGGUGACAUUUACACCCUGAGCGUUUUAGUCGCAGAACUUAAAACCUGAGGUUGCAGAGUCUCUCCCCGAGGUUCAGACAGCGAACUGCCGAUUACCGGGACAACGGGAGACAGAUAUGGACACCGAGUCUCUUCAGUCGAGUGACCGUCGGCGUGGACGCUGCUUGGACAUUUUCCUCGUAGUUUCCAACAUUUUUCUGUUCGUGGCUCUGAUAGCCGUGGCCGCCGGCGGAGUGAUGUGUGUGAUAGAACUGCGGUCCAAAAUAGAAACAUCCCGUCCACCUGUCCUUGGCAACCCAUCAAAGUCAAAAGGAGACCCAUUAUACCAAACAUACAAGGUAAUCAAAAAGUCUUAUUUAAUUAUUUAUUAUAGAUUAUUUAAAAUGAGCUUAUUAAUUUAAUGUAUGUCUUUUGCACGUUUUAAUCCUCCUAAUCCUUUUCUCUACAGAUGAACAACUUUGCCUACCUGGAAACCAGAUCAGGUAAAUCCACUUGUAUUUACUAAAAGCUGUAAUAUCUCUGAUGUUAGGAGAAGUAUCUCCAAACUUAAGUAGAUCCAUAUGAGUUGGCAGGCGGUAAACUGCCCCAAUGUAAUGGUAUUCCCUCUGUUGUGACAAAGUGUUUGUAUUAAGUUUUAAACAUGUAAAGAAGCCUUAUUCAGAUCUUAGAGUGACAUUUCUAUUCAUUUAGCUUUCAGUGCUCAUUAAUCCAUCCAGACGUGUGCCAUUAAUUGUCUGUAGCCUACUUCACGUAUUUAUUUGUUAUUGUAUUUAUGUAGCAUAUUCGCUGCUCCAUACAAAUUGUCUCUGGAGGGAUGAAGACAGUCGUUUGAAUAUGAAUUUAAUAAAAGGAGUGAAUGUAACAGAUUUUGGUAAUAAGCCUGUUGGUGUACAGUGUUAACAUCCUCCUAAUUUUAUGUGUUUGUCUCCUCCUGCAGAUUCACUGCGGACUGGACCCAUGUUCUUUAAGUCUGUCCCGUACGGCGAAGGGACAUCUGUUGGAAGUAACUUUGUGUUUGACGGAGAGCGAAGUUUACUGGCGUCCAAGCAAGGGACCUACUUCAUAUAUAUUGAGCUCAACAUCAUCUGCAGUCACAUCUGCAGUGCAGGUGUCCUCAGCGUGAGUGUGGGGGAUAAGCUCACCUGUAAGGUAGAGCUUCCAGAAAGGCUUACAGAAGGUCCCACACCUGUGAGCAAGAGAUGCUGGACAGUGACGCAAUUAAGCAAUGAUAAGCUGUCCACUCGGAUGACAGUAUCAGACACUGGAUUGAAGAACUGGACAAUGGAACCAAAAGGCUCAGGACUUGGGAUGUUCCUUGUGGACUGAAGAGGACACUGUGGUGCAUGUUUUGUCUGCAUAGCACAGAUUUUUUUUUUUUUUAACUGGAUUGUUCACAGAAGAAGAAAUCUGUUUGUGCCUGCAUGAAGCUAAGCAGGUGUAAUGUUGCAGGUGCUUAUGCUGUUUUCGAAGCUAAGAAGAGCCGUAUUGCAAACCAAGUAAUGGAGGACACAAUGUUGCAUUACUGAUAAUGCAAACAGCAAACGAAAAGACUGCUCCAAGGAAAUAUGUACAUAUCAUUUUUUAUACAAUAUAUUUAUUUUGUCGUUAUGAAGCUAUUUAUGUACCUAUAUUUAUGAUAGUGCUCUUUUAAAAUAGAUUUAUUUGAAUGUAGAUAUCACUACAUCAGUGUGGAUGCGCAAUACACUGCAUUUUAUCCACCCUUUAGUGGAAUGAAUUGAGUCUUUUUUCUCUGUUGUCAUUUUAUAAAUGGCUAGGACAUAAAAUUGAGGUUUAUGAAAAAUAUUUUGUGACUGUAGAUCUGGACAAAAUCCAAACAAGCUCUGCAUAUUUAUAUUUUAUGUGUAAAGAAAAUAUGUCAGUAAUUACUUUAAGAAAACUUGUGGAUUAAACCAAAACAAGAAUAACUAAAAAUUAUUUUGUAGACUCAUGCCUCUUGGAAGAUGUUUUGUUUUUUUUGUUUUUUUCUGAAAACAUGUAGUCUUAUGCACAAACUCUACAUUAUUGAAUGUAUUUACUUGUUUUCCACAUUAAAAAUGGAUACAAUGAAUAGUGGGAUCAUGAUGAGGUCAAAUGUAGAAAAUGAUUACGGUAGUAGUUUGAUAAACCCUGAAGUGGAAUGUAUAAAAGGUGUAAAGGCAGGGGAAAGUUCCCUGCUGCUACGCAGUCUGUAACGGGAACUGGAUGAACGCCACAUCCUGUUUAUUUACCAUACACUGGUUUAGAAAAGAAAAUUUUAUGGGUCAUCAGUAAAAACCAUUGCAGUGCUAGUGUUGCAUAAACUUGAAGUGAAAAAGACUUUGUGAUUAUACAAUUCUUACAAUUUGCAGGCAAUCACAUGAAACAGGAAGCCUGUUCAAAGAUUUGUAAAAAAAAAAAAAAAUGCUGACGGUAAAAGGAUCAUCAAAUCCUACAUAGAUUUGCUUUUCCAAACAAGUAUUUUAGUAUUUGCCCAGGAAAUUUUGUGUUUGGUUUUUGCCUUUAAGUUUCUUUCAGUGACAGCUCUCUUCAAAAAUAUUGAUCCAAGUAAAAAAUUAUCUUACAUAGCUACACUACAGUGGCACAUUAUUUAAGUUCUUAAGGUUUUUUGCACUGUCAUUUAAAGGAGCUGUAAUUAUGAGCUUUACAUAAAUGUCAAAUAGGAAAAAAAAUUCUUUACACCACCUGCUCAGCACCAAGUAGGGCACUGACACAGUUGGUGUUCAGCUGGUGAACACAGUAGUGUUAUAAACUAUAAGAGAGCAGUUCAAGAUUCUCACUUUUUUACAGAUCAACAGGCUGUGGCAACAUGACGCACAGUAAUGCAUCACAAACUGACUGCAGAUCCAAGUUAAAGCACUUUAAAGUCAGGAAAAUUCAGUCUAUGAAGCGAAUAAUAAUCACAAAAUCUGUUUUCUUGGCAGUACCAAUGUAAAGAUAUAUGAAGACUGUUCUAUGUCUAUUUAAAAAAUGGACUUGCAAAGAUUGAGGUGUGUAAAAAUUUUGAAAACAUCUUCUCUCUAUAGCUGUAUAUAUAGUGCAGAGGAUUCUGUUUACUGUCUUAAAACACAAAUAGGGGACUCACUUGUUUGUAACAGCAGUUUUAUUCAUUUAUUUAUUUUUCAUCAAAUUUCCCAUUGGGGAUCAAUAAAGUUCUUGUUAUUUUAUCUCA
Xyrichtys novacula (pearly razorfish) is the source of this 3564-nucleotide messenger RNA. Lineage: Eukaryota; Metazoa; Chordata; Actinopteri; Labriformes; Labridae. The record is from the annotation of a GenBank genome assembly.